ACCAUGGCGCCGCUCCCUGCGACCACGCACACGCUCACCGCCCGCCUGACUGCCCUGACCGAGUCCAACAAGUCCGUCGCCCAGCUCAUACAGCGCCUGGCCAAGCUCGACUUCCAGCCCGGCUCGCAGCCACUGCACGCCGACGCCGCCGACGUGCGCCUGGAGCUGAGCGCCGAGAUCCACGAGACGCUGAAGGCCGUUGAGGAGGAACUCGAGCUGCUGCGCCAAGAGGUCGAGGACGUCCUCCAAUACGGCCCCGCCACAGCUGCGAAGCGCAGAGACAGCGCCAGGGAGGCCGAACGCGCGCGGCUAGCUGUCCUGCUCGCGCGCCUCACCGAGGACCUCAAAGCGUCACGCGCACAGUACCGCAAGGCCCAGCUCGUUGCCAAGCACAACGCCGAGCGCGCAAAGCUCAAGGAGCGCGAGCUCCUCUUCUCGAACCUGCAGUCCGGCGCCUCCACGCCAUCGUCCACCUACCGCCAGCGCAGACAGAACAAGGGCCUCAACGAGGACGAGAUUGUCGCCCAGGCCUCGUCCGACGUCACAGCCGCCCUUCGACGAACGCAUGCGUUGAUGCAAAACGAGCUCUCUCGCUCACGCUUCGCCCAGGAAACCCUCGAAGAGUCGACGGCUGCACUCGCCGAUCUAGGAGAGAAGUACGCCGACCUCAACACGCUUCUCGCAAACAGCAGAACCCUCGUCACCACCCUGCUGAAGAGCACCAAGAGCGAUACCUGGUACCUCGAGACCACCUUCUACAUCCUCAUCACGACCAUCAUCUGGCUCGUCUUCCGCCGCUGGCUCUACGGCCCGCUGACCUGGUUCCUGAUCUGGCCCCUGAAGCUCGUCUUCCGCAUCGUCUUUGGCGUCGUCGGCAUCACCACAGCCGCAGGCGCAUCCAAGUCCUCGAGUCUCGCUGUCGUCUCCGGCUCGAGCACCAGUCUCGUCGUGCAGCCAAGUGCGACAGGAGGCCCUCCGCGGAGGAACUUCGAUCCCAACGCCCCACCGCCCAACAAUUACAUCCGUGUUGGUGGCGGAGGCAGGGGUUAUCACCAAGGCGAUCCAAGUCCCCCAGGCUCAGUAAGUCAAGAAGUUGGCAAGAUGGCGGAGCAGGCGCAGCAACAACAACAACAGCAGCAGCAGCAGCCGCAGGCAGAGGAUGUUCAUCCUCAACUAAGGGAGAACAGACAGCAGCCAGACGACGAAGGCCCGGUGAUCCGCGGUGACGGGACUGUGCUGAAGGAGAGUGACAAGCCUCGAAACCCGAAGAAAAAGAUGUGGGAGGAGGACGUGGAGAGGGAGAAGUUUGAGCAGACACAGGAGCAGCAACAAGCAGGCGGUCAGAGGAGGAAACGCGAUGAGCUGUAGCGCAUGCACGGCCUGUCAUGACACGAGAAACAUAAAAACAUAAAGUGGACUACUCUACACGACAUGCAUAUACUGAUAGAAGAACCUGGGUAUCAAAAUCCGCUUCAGCGCUCCCCACGCACCUCAAAACGACGGUAGAGACCCCACCGUCCACACAACAAAAAUGCAUAUGACACUCUCAAACACGAUACUCGUUAUCCC
Molecule: messenger RNA, 1569 nt
Organism: Boeremia exigua
Lineage: Eukaryota; Fungi; Ascomycota; Dothideomycetes; Pleosporales; Didymellaceae
Product: Sec20-domain-containing protein
Exons: 2
Coding region: 4-1368 (454 amino acids)
Biological process (GO): retrograde vesicle-mediated transport, Golgi to endoplasmic reticulum
Cellular component (GO): SNARE complex; endoplasmic reticulum
Molecular function (GO): SNAP receptor activity
Source: RefSeq, a predicted model, not a curated record